UUUGGUUGUUUGUAUUUCAUUACCUAUUCAUUUUAUUGGAGUAUUACCGCAACUUUCAGUCUUAAAACAAUAAAAAUGCCUUUGCCACCUGCAUUGGCCGCCAGACUGGCCAAGAGAGGUCUUUUAAAAUCUGGUUCAGCCACCGAACCGUCUUCUGGAAAUGGUCAACCUGUGCCUCAAGUCAAUGAAGAAAUUAUCGCCGAAGACUACGAUAAUAAACCCGAUGAGAAUAAGAAUAGUGACCAAUAUUGGGAAGGUAUCGAGGGUAUCAAUGUAGACCCUAUCAAAGGCCACAAAGGCUGCCCAAACAAAAGUAAUAUUUACCAUGAAUGUUCGGAAUUCUGUGUCAAAACAUGGAAGCAAGGCAAAGUAGUUCCUGAUGAAAUCUACUUGGAGAAUAAGAGAAAAGUACUUGAGCUAUGGCCGCUGCCCGCUGGUUGGGAGGAAGUAUGGGAUGAAGGUUGUGGGCAGCAUUAUUUCUGGAAUGUUCACAAUAAUCUUGUGUCAUGGCUUCCCCCAAGCCAUUACGACGCGGUGCCGACAGAGAGUGCAGCUCACCUGCGCGAGGAGCGUCUGCUGAAGGAGGGCGACGACAGCAGUGAGGGGUCUGACAAUGAAGCCCCACCCCCAGAGAUCAAGAACCAGGAGAUACAGAAAGAGAAAAGACGCAACCGCUAUGAGCGAGAGAAAGAGUUGGUGCAUCACAGAGACAAGAAGAAGGGAAGAGUGAAGGACAAUGACUUGGACCCCAUGGAUCCUGCAUCUUACUCUGAUAUUCCUAGAGGCAAGUGGACAUCAGGCUUGGACUCCCAUGCUAAGACGGGAGUAGACACCACUGCUUCAGGGUCUCUGUAUCAGAUGAGGCCCUACCCAGCCCCGGGAGCUAUUCUUGCAGCUAACAGGGCUAACUCUCCACCACCUAAUCGUUAAUUCUAGUUUAUUUAGUAAACUCAUUUGUAUAAUAAUUAAUUAAAUAUGUUUUUCAUGUGA
Messenger RNA from Plutella xylostella (diamondback moth), 990 nucleotides. RefSeq names its product poly-glutamine tract binding protein 1 (gene PQBP1). Lineage: Eukaryota; Metazoa; Arthropoda; Insecta; Lepidoptera; Plutellidae. Gene Ontology annotation, molecular function: protein binding. The record is from RefSeq and is a predicted model, not a curated record.